CCUCCCAAACCCCACUCUCACUCACACUCUCACUCCGUUUCUUCCCCCAAGCCCCAUUCCCCCUCACCCUCUCACUCACCCUCUCACUCACCCUCUCACUCACCCUCUCAUUCACGCCCACCCUCUCACUCACACUCACACUCCCCUCCAAAGCCUCACUCUCACUCCCCCGGGGGAUGACUCAGGCGCAUCAGGGCUACUCUGGUAGCAGUGCUGCUGCUGGUGGUGGCGCUGCUGCUGGUGCUGGUGGUGGUUUGAAUGUGCUGGGUCGGCCGUUUCAGCAUAUAUCGGAGCAGUUUAUACUGAGUACGGAGGAGAUAGGCAGGGGCAGAUCGGGCAGUGUCACAAUGUGUGUGCAUCGGACAAGCAACGAGAGGCUCGCGUGUAAAACGAUUCCCAAAGGCAGCCUGCAGAGCGAGGAGGGGGCGGGGGACGUGAGGAGGGAGGUGGAGAUAUUGGAAUCUAUGAGGGGCCAUCCGUGCUCGGUGCAGCUGCUGGCAGCCUUUGAGGACGAGGAGUUUGUGCACCUGGGCAUCAUGCACCGGGAUGUGAAGCCAGAGAAUGUGCUUCUAAGGAGGGAGGAUGAUGAUGCGGAUAUUGCCAUCAUCGACUAUGGAGUGUCUGUGUUCUUCAAUCCAGGCGAAACGUUUUCUGAGAUCGUAGGCUCUCCCUUCUACAUUUCUCCGGAGGUGCUUCACGAAUCCUACGGUCCAGAAUCCGACAUCUGGGCGGCCGGAGUGAUCCUGUUCGUCCUUUUGUCGGGAGCACUUCCCUUCUGGGGGACUCAGACGAGGGCGUGUUCCGGGCAAUAUUGGAGAGGAGUGUGGAGGAGGAGGUGGAGAGAGAGGGAGUGUGGGAGAGUGUGUCUGAAGAAGCGAAGGAUCUGGUGUUGCGCAUGCUGACAAGAGACGCCGCCCUCAGAAUCUCGGCGGACGAGAUUCUUGAGCACCCAUGGCUCCAAGAUAACAACUACCUGCGCAACUCAUGCAAUUCAAGCAAUAGGUGCCUUUUAGCGUUAAGUUGACAGCCGGUGCCAAUCCUUUGAAAGCAGCCUACAUGCCGAUUCGUUUGUCAUUAUUAAUGGUAUCUUCUUUAUAUUUUCAUUUUAAUUAUUGACGACAUUUUUAGUACUGCUGUAACUCAAUAUUGUAA
This is a messenger RNA of Closterium sp. NIES-67, 1152 nucleotides long. The record is from the annotation of a GenBank genome assembly. Lineage: Eukaryota; Viridiplantae; Streptophyta; Zygnematophyceae; Desmidiales; Closteriaceae.